AUGCCUUUCAACUCCGCUUCUGACGCCUUUCAACUCCACCCCGACGUUCGCUCGUGGAACGAUCCUCAGGCGUCCUACGACGCGCACUCCAAGUGCUUCGUGUGCGGGAACUCGCACGAGCGCGGGCUCGGGCUGAAGAGCUACAGGGACGAGCGCGACCCUGGCGUCGACGACGACGCCAUCGUGGGCGCGCUGCGGUCCACGGUCGUCGUCGGCGAAGACUACCAGGGCCUCCCCGGCAUCGUCUCCACGGGCGUCAUGGACGCGUUGAUGAUCUGUCACGGCGCGUGGCAGGCGGGGGUGACGCUGAUGGAUAAGUCGGUGCUCCCGCGGCCGCCGCUCGUGCUCACGAAGAGUUUCAGCAUGGAGGUCAACGAUCGCUUGCCCCCCGGCACGGAGAUCGAGAUCACGACCAAGGCGGUGGAGGUGAAGGACGCGAAGGAGCCGUUCAGGGUGAAGGUGACGAUGGAGUUGCGCGCGGCUGGCGACGACGACCACGGCGGCGAGGCGUUUCGGUGCGCCACGGGGGAGGCGACGUACGUCAAGGUCGGGGCGGUGCGGUCGAUGUGGUGA
Molecule: messenger RNA, 573 nt
Organism: Micromonas pusilla CCMP1545
Lineage: Eukaryota; Viridiplantae; Chlorophyta; Mamiellophyceae; Mamiellales; Mamiellaceae
Exons: 1
Coding region: 1-573 (190 amino acids)
Source: RefSeq, a predicted model, not a curated record